Messenger RNA from Hypanus sabinus (Atlantic stingray), 5124 nucleotides. It is a transcript of the gene slc38a12, whose product is annotated as transmembrane protein 104. The coding region runs from base 183 to 1676 and encodes 497 amino acids. The record is from RefSeq and is a predicted model, not a curated record. NCBI's taxonomy places the organism in Eukaryota, Metazoa, Chordata, Chondrichthyes, Myliobatiformes, Dasyatidae. The transcript has 10 exons.
UUACACGCGACCUGAGGCGGACAGCCAAUCAUCGGGCGGCCCGGUCCGGAGGAACGGCGGCGGAGCUGGGGUAAGGGACGGGCGCGGGCACCGGCACGAGCACGAGCACGAGCACCGGGCGCGCAGGCGGGGAACGGAGAGGGCGGCAGGUCAUUUGGAAGUCGCUGUUCUAGGAACUGAAAAUGCCGGGUGGGAUUACAGAAACGGGGGAGUUGUACUCUCCAUAUGUGGGGCUCGUUUACAUGUUUAAUUUAAUCGUUGGGACGGGAGCACUGACGAUGCCGCAGGCCUUUGCAGUUUCCGGCUGGGCUGUGAGCCUUGUCCUCCUUACCUUCUUGGCAUUUAUGAGCUAUAUGACCACAACUUUUGUCAUUGAGGCCAUGGCAGCAGCAAAUGCACGUUUACGUUGGAAGAAGAGGGAGAGACAACAAAUAGUGGAUGAUAGUGAUGCCUCUUCAGAUUCCUGUGAUGAGGAUGCUAGGAGUGAGGUUGGGCUGCUGGAUGGUCCUGAACGGUCAGAGACAAGGCCUAUUCUCUCAGUGCAAAGAGCCAACACUUACAAUGCUUUUGACAUUGCGGAGAGAAUAGAAAUGGGUCAGAUGGCUUCCAUGUUCUUCAAUAAAGUGGGAGUCAACAUGUUCUACAUCUGCAUCAUAAUCUACCUCUAUGGGGACCUGGCUAUCUACGCAGCUGCUGUCCCAUAUUCCCUCACAGAAGUUGUCUGUGGUAAUAUGUCGUGCAGCGCUGCCAGCAAGGUGAAGCCCAACGAUACAGACCCGUGCUGGGGAUCAAUUAAACGCAUCGAUGCCUACAGGAUCUUCUUGACAGCGUUUUCAUUGCUUCUUGGGCCAUUCACCUUCUUCAAUGUGCAGAAGACCAAAUACCUUCAGAUUAUCACCUCCCUGAUGAGAUGGAUAGCUUUUACAAUCAUGAUCAUUCUGGCUUUGAUCAGGAUUAGUAAAGGGAGAGGAGAGGGUCAUCCACAGAUCGCCAACUUCUCUGGAAUCCCCAACUUGUUUGGUGUGUGCGUCUAUUCUUUCAUGUGUCAGCAUUCCCUGCCCUCCCUCAUCACCCCCAUCAGUAAGAAGAAGCACAUGAACGUGUUGGUCCUGAUCGAUUAUGUGCUCAUCUUGGCCUUCUACAGCUUAUUGUCUUUCACGGCCAUCUUCUGCUUCAGUAACCUGAAGGACAUGUACACUCUCAACUUCACUAGCAACUGUGAUGUCAUCAGUGUGCCCUUUAUCCGCUACUUCUUGGGGCUUUUCCCAGUUUUCACAAUCAGCACAAACUUCCCAAUAAUUGCAGUUACCUUGCGUAACAACUGGAAGACUGUCUUUCACAGGGAAGGGGGAAUGUAUCCAUGGCUCAUUGACCGGAUUGUCUUUCCCCUGAUCACCAUUAUUCCCGCCAUCCUAGUGGCAUUCUGCACCCAUGACCUGGAGACUCUGGUGGGCAUUACUGGUUCUUAUGCAGGCACGGGCAUUCAGUACAUCAUUCCUGCCUGUUUGGUUCACUUCAGCAGAAAGGACACUGAACUGGUGUUUGGAAGUCAUGCUCAGAAUAAGCACAGCUCGCCAUUCAAGCACACUUUCUGGGUCAUAUUUGUACUGGUGUGGUCAAUGUCAUGCUUCAUAUUUGUAACGGCCAACAUUGUACUGACGGAAACUAAGCACUGAGCAUCUACAUUGCCUGAAAGGACACCUGCCUUGUCAAUCAGACUGGAAAACUCUAAUUUGUUCCCAUUCCUUCACUGUGACUAAAAGUGAAGAUUUUGCAGGUCACUACAUCAUGCUAGUCAGUUGCUGUUUUGCAAAUAUGUAAAUCUUCAUUCCUCUCCCCAAAGUACUGAUCCGGUUUACUUUUGGCAGAAAAUGGUGCUUAAUUUGGGCAGUUUAUAAAUUAAAUGAGCAGCUUCUUGCAAAAGGAAUCAUGUACAUUAUUAACCCUAGAGUGAUUCACCACUGCUCCGGCCUUGAAUGUUUAUCAAUGACUGGCCUCUACAGACCGUUCUUGUGGUGUACAAUUAUUGGUGAUGAUUAAAGAAGAUGGCUGCAGACAAAAUAACCGUACACCUCAGCUGUAAAAUGUAAAAAGCUAUCAAGCAUUUGGUGCAGUUCUGUGGGAUAAAGCAGCUUUAAUCUGAAGUGACAACAUUGUUGCUGGGUAUAACCUGGCGCCUUUUAACCUGCCCAAUGCUGAUGUAGAUGUAAAGGGCAGAUAUUUCCAAAGAAUGUACAGACUGCAGCAUCCCUUGGCUGCUGUAGAGAUACAGCUCUACAUAUCCAAUUUGGGUCUACUUUCCUACCCCAAAUAACCCCACCAAAAUAACUCCCUGUUCCCAAUAAUUCACUGUUCAACUUUCCUCCAGUGCCUUGUAUUCAGUCUGUGAGGAAACGUGCUUUGGUUCCUCAGACCAUUCUGUUGUGCCUAUUUUUUAACCCUGUCCUUUUGGAGAGACAGGGAUGGGAUGGUGUCACUGCUGGCUGCCAGACUGGACUGAACCACAGACAGUCCAGGCAGCCUGCUUUACCAGCCAACCACAAGCCUCCGCUUUUAGUUGGAUUUUUGUCGCAGCCUUCAUUCCGUUGCAAACUCCAGAAAGCAUCAUGUUUUGCUUGGAAAGAAUUUAAAACAAAAAGCUAUGAAUAUUGCAGGAGAAGGUGGUUUUGUGUUUCAGCACUCAAUACCAAUGUACAGUUAUGUAUCCCCUGUUCUAAUUGUACAGUAAAGUAUUUGGAACUUAUUUGUCUGCCUUGUUGUUAAUCAAUAGCACAGCCUUCAUGUGUCCUCUGUGGAACCCAGUAAUACACAGGUUUACCUGUAAUGACAACCAAAUGGAUGUAGCCACUGAUACUGUACCUGUUAACCUUUCUGAGGCUAACUGGGUGUAAAAGGGAAGCCAUUUUGAGAACUGAACGGUGUGUGUGGUGGUUGUAGGCUGCUGUGAGAUGCAAGCUCUGGUGGUCCAGGUGCAGUGAUUGACUGCUGAUUCCACUGAAAUGUUGCUCAGUUUGUGUCACAGUGCUGAGAAGGAAGACUAGAUUCAUGUUUCCUGAUCACUAACCAGUCCCCUUCCUGCAUGGGGAAAGGUCAAAGGCGGGUGAAGAUGGACCAUGACUUGAUGACGAGACAGCAAUCAGGAUGAGCCUUUGUAUCAAAACUGGAGUGAUACAGAAUAGGAUAGCGUGGAUAUCAGUUGUGUAGGGCACUAAGUGGUUGGGGAUAGGAUGAUUUGAUGUUUGGGCUGCCCUCUUAAUGAUAUGCUGAGUCAAAUUGGGCGUGUCCUGUGAAGGGAUGUAAUGCAGUGAGUGGUCAGGGGAUAUUGAGGUUUGGCUAGAGUGUGUGUGGAGUGAUUGUGUUUUGGCAUGAAAUGUAAUAGUUCAGAAGAUAUAUAGGGUUGCAUAGCAGUGACUGAUAGAUCAAAAGCAGGGCAAUAACAUGGCAGCUGGGAUGCAGCCAGUGUGUUUAUAAUACGAGGUGACAAAUGGGUACUGGCCACAUCAGGAGGGAUGUAAAUGCAGUGUUGAAGGUGUCACAGUUUGACUCGAUUAAUACGGAGAUACUGUGAGCUGCCAUGGCAGAGUUCCGCUGGAUGUGGCGUUCAUGAUUUAGAUCUCUUGCUAAUGUUUGAAGUUGGAACUUGAUUCACAUUGAAUCACUCUGAUUUUGAUUGGAAUGCUCAAUUUAGUUUGUGAUCACACGCUAUUUAAUUUUAGAAUUAUUUAUAUUCUGCAGCUUGAAAUACUUGCCAGACUAAUUCAUUCCAGUUGUCUGACCUUGUAACUUAUUUCCAUUUGAUCUCUCAGUGUUAGAUAUGAAAAGUUGAUAUUUUUACAAAGAUGUUGGAUCAAAGAGAGUUAGUACUCAGCUCCCUCUCCCUCAGCAUCAGGUUAGGACCUGAUUCACACAAAGCACCAUCUCAUUGCACAAAGGAAGAAAUUGAUUUUCAUCAAUAAAAAAAUUAUAUAGCUGUAAAAGGUUGACAUCAAAUAAUGUUCAAAUAUUUUGAGAUAUGUUAAUUAUGCAUAUGGUUUCACUUCCAGGUAUAUCUAACUGUAAAGUUACUUCUAUUAAAUUUAUUGAGUAAAAUGAAAAUCUACUCAACCCCAAAACUGAAUUAGCUAGAGACACAGUUUCACACUCAACUCUCUCUAACUUUGCAAUUUCACUGCUCUAUUAACUAUUUUACAUUACAAUCUGUUUCUUGUGAACCAUUUUAUUCAGUUUUUGUAAGUCUGGGAAGACUACAAAUCUUUAUCCCUGAGCUGUUGCCUUGAACUGCUGUAGUUUUUCUCAUGAGAGGAUCCCCACAGUAUGAUUAAGAAGUGAGCUCCAGAGUAGACCUAACGAUGGUUAAAAGCAAGUAAGAUAUUUCUAAGUUCUGCUGUUGUGUAGCUUGAGGGAAACUGCAGGUGGCUGUAACGCUUGUCCUUGAUAGUUGAGAUGCCAUUAGAACAGCCUGGGUGAAUAAUUGCAGUACACUUUUGAUAGUGCAAUCUGCAGUCAGUUUGAGCUGGUUAUGGAAAGAAUGAAUAUUUCAGGUGGCUAAUAAAGGGAGCUGGUUUGUCCUGACUGUGGUUAAGCUGUUAAAUUGGAAUAGCAAGGGAAGAAUGCUCCAUGACACCCCUGAAUGCAUAUUAGCUGAGGAAGAAUCAACAAAACUUGACUGAGUUCUAUCACUAAAUGUACAGCGCAAGGAUUUGUUUUGAGUCUGAAGUUGCACUCUGAUCUAAUUCAUAUAUAAGGUCCCUCAUGUAGGGCAUUUGAGAGCUUGUUCGACAUCUGUAAAAGUUUGAGUCAGAAAUCACACUCAAAAUUGUAUCAGAUUUACUUGACCUGACUUUCUCACUUCUGUAAUAUUAGAAUUUGGUUCAGUCUAAAAUUGUUCUCUCUAACUGUGUAAUGAUUGAGCUAAGUGACUUUGAAAUCUUUAAUGUUAGCAUUUGAUUCAUUUUGAUAUCGAAAGUACAUUUUUUGAAGUUAACUCAUUCUGAGAUCUAAUUGUUUAAUGUUUAAAGUUGGAUCACUGAAAUAACUGAGUGAUUUCGGAUUUCAGUUCUUGCACUCUAUUUUCUCUAUGUCCUUCACCUUCUUCCAUGUUCCAACAGAUCAGCUGCAAUUAAC